CUUGCUGCAAGCAAGUUGCUUCCUGCAACCGUUCUCUGUGAGGCUGAAGAAAAGCGAGAAUAAAAUUGAGAGAUCAGCUCACUUUCAUGCCCAGAAAAUUGUGUUGAUGCUUCUUUGCAGAAUUUCAUGUUCUCCAGCAAAAGUUAGAGCUAGAGGAACAGCUAGAGAAGAAUCUGAAUUGAAAAGCAGCAACCAAGGCUGGCAUUGACCCCAGGCUCUCCUUUGAGAUUCCGUGGAAGAUCCUGAUGGAAGAGAAAGAUACUCAGAGAAAGGAGGUCAUGGAGGAUGGAGUUAGUGAUGCCCAACAUUUUGAUCCCUGCAAGAUUAUGGCAGAGUGUAGCCACAUGCAAAAACAGCUGAAUUUACAAAAUGGUAGUUUAGAGGAAGGCUUUGUGGUUAAUUCCCUGGAGAACCAUCCCCCAGACAUGAUGGAGAGCCUAAACUCAAAGAAAUACUCCUCCAGUCUGAAGUUUAAAGCCAACGGAGACUAUUCUGGCUCCUAUUUAACCCUCUCACAACCUGUGCCUGCUAAGAGAAGCCCUUCCCCUUUGGGUACCAGUGUCAGAAGCAGCCCCUCUUUAGCCAAAAUCCAUGGAAGCAAGCAGUUCUGUGAUGGAACUGACAAAAAUAUUUCCAUGAAACCUCCCACUCCAUCACUCAACACUGUGUCCUCCGUUGGUGGAUAUCCACUUGGGAGAGCAGAUUUUGAUCAUUAUACUGGUCGGGAUAGUGAAAGGUCCUUGAGACUCUCAGAGAAGCUUCCUUAUUCCAAAUAUAACUCUAGAAAUAAAUCACAUGACAGUGUGUAUUUUCUUGGAGGACUAGAAGGGAGAAAGGCAUCUGGUUCACUCUUGACCAUGUGGAAUGGAAGUUCCCUUAGUGACUCUGGCCACUCUCCCAGCAGCAGAUCAGGGGCGGCAAGCAUGCCUUCAAGCCCAAAGCAAGCCAGAAAGAUGAGCAUCCAGGACAACCUGACUCUUCAACCCAAGGUAACCAGACACAAAGACCCAACAUCUGAAAACGUCAGUUUAAGAACUAGGAAGUACUCUGGUGGCAGCCUAAGUCACAUGGGAGCCUAUAGCCGAUCACUUCCCAGGUUGUACAAAGCCACAGAGAACCAGCUGACGCCUCUCAGCUUGCCUCCGAGAAACUCUCUGGGUAACUCCAAAAGAACCAGACUGGGGGAAAAGGAUCUACCUCAUAGCAUUGUAGACAAUGAUAAUUACCUUAAUUUUUCUUCGCUAAGCUCAGGGGCUUUACCCUAUAAAACCUCUGCGUCGGAGGUUAGUCCUUAUGUAAGUUCCACCCUCAGCGUUCCUGCAAGUCCUCGAGUCGCUCGGAAGAUGCUUCUGGCCUCCACCUCCUCCUGUGCCUCUGAUGACUUUGAUCGGGUUUCCUACUCGGGCACAAGUGCGAAUCACUCAUUUUCUGCUGGAGAACCAGACAGAGUGUUUGUAGCCAGGAGGAAUUUCUCGUGUGGCUCUGUGGAGUUAGAUGAUGCUGAUUUGGACAGCCUCAGACAGGCCUCAGGAACCCCCCAGCCUGUCCUUCGGGAACGGAAAAGCAGCAUUAGCUCCAUUUCAGGACGAGAUGACCUGAUGGAUUAUCACCGGCGGCAGAGGGAGGAAAGACUCAGGGAACAGGAGAUGGAGCGACUGGAGAGACAGCGUCUGGAGACCAUCCUCAGUCUCUGUGCUGAAUACACAAAGCCCGAGGGCCGCCUGUCCACGGGCACCACGGUGGCAGAUGUGCAGAAAAUCAACAAAGAGCUGGAGAAGCUGCAGCUCUCCGAUGAGGAGUCCGUGUUUGAAGAAGCCCUGGUGUGCCCUGACGCAAGAUACCGGUGUCACCAGAAGGGCUCUCUCCAUGACGCUGACUUGGGGGGCUUGGGGAACCUCAGUCAGAGCAGUGCCAGCCUCCUCGCCCCCAGAAGCAUGAGGAACGAUGAACUGCUCGGGGACCUCACCAGGACCCCACCGCCUCCCACCUCUGCCUUCCUGAAAGCUGCCAGCGAGUCCUCUUACCUAAGUAUCCUACCAAAGACCCCAGAAGGUAUGAGUGAAGAACAGAGGGCUCAGGAGUUGGCUGCAAUGGAGGACACCCGGAUAGUAAUCCUGAACAACCUUGAAGAGCUUAAACAAAAAAUCAAAGACAUAAACGAUCAGAUGGAUGAAUCUUCCAGAGAGUUGGAUAUGGAAUGUGCCCUUUUGGACGGAGAGCAAAAAUCUGAGACAACGGAACUCAUGAAGGAGAAGGAGAUUUUGGAUCAUCUAAACCGGAAAAUAGCAGAACUGGAAAAGAACAUUGUUGGUGAAAAGACCAAGGAGAAGGUAAAGCUUGAUGCUGAAAGGGAAAAACUAGAGAGGCUUCAGGAGCUUUACUCCGAGCAGAAGACCCAGCUGGACAAUUGUCCUGAGUCCAUGAGGGAACAGUUACAGCAACAACUGAAGAGGGAUGCUGACCUGUUGGAUGUUGAAAGCAAACACUUUGAAGACCUGGAAUUCCAACAGCUGGAACACGAGAGCCGUCUGGAUGAGGAAAAGGAGAACUUAACUCAGCAGCUCCUACGUGAAGUGGCUGAAUACCAGCGGAACAUCGUCAGUAGAAAGGAGAAAAUUUCUGCCUUAAAAAAGCAAGCCAAUCACAUUGUUCAGCAGGCUCAGAGAGAACAAGAUCACUUUGUGAAAGAAAAGAGUAACUUAAUAAUGAUGAUACAAAGAGAAAAGGAGAAUCUUUGUAAUCUGGAAAAGAAAUACUCCAGCCUCUCUGGGGGGAAAGGGUUUCCUGUUAACCCUAAUACUUUAAAAGAGGGCUAUCUCAGUGUAAAUGAAUUUAAUGAGCCAUCUGGCCAUUCCACGAAUCUGUCCCCUUCCACUCAGUUCCCCACUGAUGCUGACGCUGACGCUGACGCUGCUGUCACUGAGCCUGCCUCAGCUGUGCCGGUGAGCCAGCCCCAGAGUCCAGAGCCAAGAUCACCUGUCUGUCCUGGAUUUAUGUUCCCUUCCACCCUUUCUCUUCAUCCUGUCACUCAACCUCCAUCAGCCCCUUGGCCGGAAGUCAUGGCUACAUCUGUCGAUUCUUUCCCUCUAAAUGACACACCUCCUCCUCUACCAGCUAAGAAACACAGACGGCAACAGCAGCAGGACCAACAGCACUUUAGAAGUCUGGAAGAGAGGAAAAAACAGCAUAAAGAAGGCCUCUAUCUGAGUGAUACUUUGCCUCGAAAGAAAACCACACCUUCCAUCUCCCCACAUUUCAGCAGUGCCACAAUGGGGAGGAGCAACACCCCGAAGGGUCACUUGCCGCUGGGACAGAGCAACAGCUGUGGCAGUGUGCUUCCUCAUUCACUGGCAACUAUGACCAAAGACGCUGAAUCUCGGAGGAUGCUCAGAGGAAAGUCCAAGAAAGGAAGAAUGAAUUCCUCAGCAGGUUAUAAUCACCAACAGAUGAGUGAAGGACAAAGGCAAAAAUCUGAAUUUUACAACCGCACAGCAUCAGAAUCCAAUGUCUACUUGAAUAGUUUCCAUUACCCGGAUCAUAGCUACAAGGACCAGGCCUUUGACACUUUGAGCCUGGACAGCUCUGACAGCAUGGAGACCAGCAUUUCUGCCUGCUCACCUGACAAUAUUUCUAGUGCCAGCACUUCAAAUAUUGCCAGGAUAGAAGAAAUGGAGAGGCUGUUGAAACAGGCUCAUGCAGAGAAGACCCGACUGCUUGAAUCCAGGGAACGGGAAAUGGAAGCCAAGAGAAGAGCUCUGGAAGAAGAAAAACGGCGCCGAGAAGUCCUAGAGAAACGCCUGCAGGAAGAAACUAGCCAGAGGCAGAAGUUAAUAGAAAAGGAAGUAAAAAUAAGGGAGAAACAAAGGGCACAGGCUCGUCCUUUGACACGCUAUCUGCCUGUCCGGAAGGAGGACUUUGAUUUGCGGAGCCAUGUGGAGACUGCUGGCCACAAUAUUGAUACCUGUUAUCACGUAUCAAUCACAGAGAAGACAUGCCGAGGUUUCCUCAUCAAAAUGGGUGGAAAAAUUAAAACUUGGAAAAAACGCUGGUUUGUUUUUGAUCGGAAUAAGAGAACAUUUUCUUACUAUGCAGACAAGCAUGAAGCAAAGUUAAAAGGAGUCAUAUACUUUCAAGCCAUUGAGGAAGUAUAUUAUGAUCACCUCAAGAAUGCUAAUAAGAGCCCUAAUCCGUUACUCACCUUUAGUGUCAAGACACACGACAGAAUCUAUUACAUGGUGGCCCCAUCGCCGGAAGCCAUGCGGAUCUGGAUGGAUGUGAUAGUUACUGGGGCGGAAGGUUACACUCACUUUUUGUUGUAAUGAAUUGAAGUAACAGUCCACUUCGGGGCAGACUGCAAUAAUCUCUUACAAGAAUGAAGCCAUAGUCAACCCCUGAUGGAAACACCCAACAGACCCAGUCCCUAACUGUAUACUUAGAACUCCUCCAUAAUGAGAAGCUGUGUGUGAAAACUAAAGAAGGAAGGAAGGAAGGAGCUUUAAUUCAAAGCUUGAUCAUAAAUGGCAAAAGAAUUGAAGCUCCUAUAGAAACACUAUUUUGAUAAAUAUCACUAAACAACAUUUCUUACUAUUUUUUUAUCAGUUGGUCAUGGUGAAAUAAACUAAACAGUUUACAAAAUUUCUGUAUAUGUGUACUUGCAAAUAUGGAAUUACUAUAACACCCAAAUUGUUGCCAUCUGUUGACAUUAUGGUAAUCAGCUGGCUUUUUUUUUUUUUUUUUGGAAGUACCAUUAAACAAAUCUAAGCAAAUAAAAGCUUGGAGGGGAAUAUGUUUUAGAAUAAGGACUCCACCAAAACCAAAGACUUGACAUGACUUUUGUUUAGCAGUAGUAUCUUAAAGCAGUUUAAAGUAGUAGUAAUAUUUUAAACAGUAUUUUGAUGCCACCAAGAAAUUAACUUUGCAGUGUCAUCACUAGAAGCUACUGUACAUUUUUGUAAAAGAAGAAAGAAAAAAAAUCUGUAUUUUAGAAAAAGCCAUCUCAGCCAAAAUACAUGUCACAUUGGGUAAUUUUAACUAUUAAGUGUGAGGAGCUUUUUUGUGUAAGAUUUCUCCAUUCUCAGUGCUGAGAAUGAAGGCAACCGAUAGCUAAUUUCCUUUAGAGUGUCUGAUUUGUCUGUUAUAGAGCAUACCUAUCAGUUACACCCUCACAUGAGAUAGCUAUGAAAUCACAGUUGUUUUCACCAAAGAACAUAACAAAAUAGCUAUAUACAGAAAUGAUAUAAAGGCAAAAUUCAGCUUAACAUUCUCUAUAAUAUUUUAUUAUAUAUUUCCUUAUAAUUAGACUUUGGUUUUUAGAGUUAAAUUAAUUUUUGUGAAUGAAAUGACUUCAGGCAAAUCUCUCUUAUAAUGGGUUUUCAAAUGUCACACUUUUUUAUGUUUUGUGUGUUUGUAUGUAUGAAUGUACUCUUUCCUAAUCCAUUUUGGAAUAGAAUUCCAAAUAGAAUUCCAAAAUGAUGUUAUUUGCAAGGUUAAGUGAUUAAAAGUGUCUUUAAAACUUUGUGAGACUUGACUAGGUACAAUUUUUUUUUAAUGUCUGCAAUAUGCUUUGUAUUCAUGUAUACAUGUUGCCAAUAAAAUUUGCAACUGGAUGACACAAGAUCUUACUUGAACAAUGAAGAACAAAAAUCAUGACUGUAAAGGAUCUUUUUAGAAAUCAGACUUUGCAGAGAUCACCCUUCAAUGCUUUAAUGAUCCAAGAGAAUGAAAUGCAGUAGCUAAAAUUUUUGUUGGUUAAAGAUACUUUUCUGUACUGUAUUUUCUCAAUAGGAUAAUCAACUUGCAUGUUGUAAGCCUUUUAAAUAUGUGUUAAACAUACUGAAUUUGGAUUAAAAUGUUAACCUGA
Cavia porcellus (domestic guinea pig) is the source of this 5860-nucleotide messenger RNA. It is a transcript of the gene Phldb2, whose product is annotated as pleckstrin homology like domain family B member 2. Gene Ontology annotation, cellular component: basal cortex. Lineage: Eukaryota; Metazoa; Chordata; Mammalia; Rodentia; Caviidae. The transcript is spliced from 22 exons. The record is from RefSeq and is a predicted model, not a curated record. Gene Ontology annotation, biological process: regulation of microtubule cytoskeleton organization. The coding region runs from base 246 to 4319 and encodes 1357 amino acids.